Molecule: messenger RNA, 567 nt
Organism: Pestalotiopsis fici W106-1
Lineage: Eukaryota; Fungi; Ascomycota; Sordariomycetes; Amphisphaeriales; Sporocadaceae
Exons: 2
Coding region: 1-567 (188 amino acids)
Source: RefSeq, a predicted model, not a curated record
AUGGAUGCAGAGAUCAGCAGCAUGUCGGAGGAGGAAUUGGAGGAGUUGCGCAAGAUAAUUUUCUUCAUGACGCUGAGGGCGGAUUCAGAGAACGAGGUACACGAGUCCAACCAAGAUGGCGCCAGUGAACACGUGCAGCCCGACAACGACGUUUCAAUGCAAGACGAGAACGGCAUACAGGACAUGACGCGAGACGAGGUUGCCAUGCGAGAGAGCAGCGACAACCGCGACGCCAUCAAAGAAUUCUUGGAGCCAAAGACGAGGCUUCAACCAGACAAGGCAUCCGAGACUGACGCGUCCCACAUCGUCGUGGAAAACCCAAGCGAUAACUUGAAGAAGACACGCGAACAGGUCUUUGAUAACCUCAUGCUCUAUCAUUCGAACCAUGCACGAUACGCGGCCUUCAAAUCUUAUUGCAGGGAUCUUUCUGACGAGGAAGCAUUUGACUUGCUUUUGGAGUGGAAGGAUAGAGACAUGAGCCAGGAAAAGCGUGGCGCCAUGUUUUAUCUCCUUCUUGAUUUCAUUGACCCUCCUCAAUUUGGGAAUAAUGAUGAUGAAGAGGGUUAG